Ctenocephalides felis (cat flea) is the source of this 1357-nucleotide messenger RNA. Its product is annotated as facilitated trehalose transporter Tret1-2 homolog. The record is from RefSeq and is a predicted model, not a curated record. Gene Ontology annotation, biological process: transmembrane transport. NCBI's taxonomy places the organism in Eukaryota, Metazoa, Arthropoda, Insecta, Siphonaptera, Pulicidae. The coding region runs from base 63 to 1148 and encodes 361 amino acids. Gene Ontology annotation, molecular function: transmembrane transporter activity. Gene Ontology annotation, cellular component: membrane. The transcript has 2 exons.
GAAGACGAGCGACCCAUUUGCUGCUAUGCGUUCCUUUUGUUCUCGGCUGGGCUCUCAUAGCAAUGUCUAGCUCUAUAGCGCCUUUAUUAAUCGGCAGGUUUCUUACAGGUCUUUGUGUGGGUCUGCUCGGGCCACCUUGUUCCGUAUACAUUGGCGAGACGAGCGGGCCUCGUUACCGGGGAUUCCUGCUAGCGGCUGUGUCCCUUGCUAUAGCAUUAGGCAUUUUAUUGGCCCAUAUAAUGGGUACAUUUUUGCAUUGGCGACUUACGGCUGCCAUUUGUUCCGCCUUUCCAUUUGUGUGCUAUCUGAUGAUGUCGAUAGCCCCCGAAAGUCCGAGUUGGCUUGUAUCCCAUGGAUACCCUCUACAAGCAGAAAGAUCCUUUCGAUGGCUUCGGGGCUGCGAUGAUGAGUCUUUGUUGGAAUUGCAAACUUUAUUACAAACGCAUUCGGUCAAAUCGAAUACGAAUAAAUGGCAACACGCAAAGAAAGCAUCAUUUUUGAAGCCACUGAUAAUAAUCUGUAUAUUUUUCUUGACGUGCCAAUUCUCAGGCGUCAAUGCCGUCGCAUUCUAUUCAGUGACAAUUAUUCGCGAUGCUUUGGGGCCUAGUAUUAAUGAAUAUUUAGCUAUGGGAAUUGUGGACGUUGUGCGUGUUGUUAUGUCAGUCGUAGCGUGCAUAUUAUUGAGAAGAUUCGGCAGAAGGCCGCUGGCCGUUAUUAGUGGAAUUGGAACAUCUUUCUCGCUAUUAGUCUUGGCUGCCUAUUUAUAUUUGACCAGAAAUAAUGGUGGUGCAGCGUGGAUUCCAAUGCUGAGUUUAAUAAGUUAUAUUUGCUUCAUCAGCGUUGGUAUUGUACCUCUACCAUGGGCAAUGACAGGAGAAGUUUUUCCAACGGCGUUGCGCGGCCUGGGUUCCGGAAUUGCAUCUGCGCUGGCCUUUUUGGCAUUUUUUGUAGUAGUUAAAACCGGACCGGCUAUGUUUUUGAACAUCGGACAAGAUGGAACGUUUCUAACAUACGGAACCAUCGCUCUUCUCGGUACUAUAGUAUUAUACUUUUUCUUGCCAGAAACUAAAGACAAAACAUUGCAAGAAAUAGAAGACUAUUUCGUUCACUCGAAGGAUAAAGAAAAGCAAGAAGAUACAAACGUGUAAUAUAGUUGUAUUUUGGUAAAAUAAUUAUUUUUAUAAAGGACUGCAUAUCAUAUUCAUUAGUUACAACCCUCACAUUAGAUUUACUUAAACUAAUUUUAUUUUAAAAUAAGUAUUUGCCAUCGAUUAUAUUGCUGUUAUGAUGCGACACAGCUAAUAUGUGGUAUUUGAACAAUAUUUGAAUUCAUGUGAAUUACUUUGCCAAUUAAUUU